GGAAUGUCUUGACACCAGCUGGGAAAAUUCAGCCCAAGUGGGCACUUCAAUGUGCAGAUGGCGUCUGCUGCCCCUUAAACGUAGUCUAAGACUUGUCCGCAGGUUGGUGCUGGAAGAAUGUGCGCUGUCUGCUGUGCUGCCGCUCUCCCACAGAAGCACAACCCACGUAGGGAAGGCAGACUUGGCGCCAGCAGGUGGCGUGGGGAUUCAGACACCCCUGAGAAGUGAACCAGGAGCAGGGCCCGGGGCAGGGUGGGAAGAGCCAUGAGCAGUAACAGCAGCAACCUGGCCGUGGGCUACGCGGCCUCCUGUGUGGCCAUCCUCCUGUUCGGCUCAAACUUCAUCCCCCUGAAAAAAUAUGACACCGGUGAUGGCAUGUUUCUGCAGUGGGUGCUGUGUGCGGCCGUGUGGCUGGUGGGCCUGCUCGUCAACCUGCUCCUGCACUGCCCCAAGUUCUGGCCCUUCGCGAUGCUCGGGGGCUGCAUUUGGGCCACAGGAAACAUCGCGGUUGUCCCAAUUAUCAAAACCAUUGGUUUGGGCCUCGGGAUCUUAAUCUGGGGAUCAUUUAAUGCCUUAACUGGCUGGGCAAGCUCCAGGUUUGGCUGGUUUGGGAUGGAGGCAGAAGAAGUCUCCAGCCCGCUGCUGAAUUACAUCAGAGCAGGGCUGGCAGUCGUGAGUGCGUUCCUAUUUUUGUUCAUCAAAAGUGAAAUACCGAGUACGGCGUGUUCCGCGGACACCACGCCGUUGAUGUCCAAGCCCGUGGUCAGCCAAACUCAAGACCCCUGCUCCUGGGUGGACAGGCUCCCCACGGCCCACCGCCGCCCAGUGGGCUGCAGUCUCGCCGUGGCAUCUGGAAUACUCUAUGGGUCUACGUUCGUGCCAGUCAUAUACAUCAAGGACCACAGCAGACGGAACGACAGCAUGUACGCUGGGGCGAGCGAGUACGACCUAGACUACGUCUUCGCGCACGUCAGCGGCAUCUUCCUCACAAGCACGAUCUACUUCCUGGCCUACUGUGCUGCCAUGAGAAACAGCCCCAAGCUGUACCCCGAAGCCGUGCUGCCAGGGUUCCUGUCAGGGGUGCUCUGGGCUGUCGCCACCUGCUGCUGGUUCGUCGCCAAUCACUCGCUGAGCGCCGUGGUCAGUUUCCCGAUCAUCACCACGGGCCCAGGGUUUGUAGCCGCGAUGUGGGGUGUCUUCAUGUUUAAGGAAAUGCAGGGCCUGCAGAACCACGUCCUGCUGGGCCUGGCGUUCUGCACCAUCCUGGCCGGAGUGCUGUGCACCGCCUUCUCUAAAGUCUAGGCAACAGCAGAGGGCAGCACUGCGGGGGUGCCUCGGCGGAGCGGCUGCCCUCCGGAGCUGGAGACACACUGGGUGUGGAAGGCAGAAGCAGACUUCCCACCCUGGGAGGGAGCAGGGUCUCGCUGGGCUGUUCACGUGGCUGACGUCUGGGGGCUGCCUUGGAGCAUCGCCCUGCAGGUGCUCCUCGGACCCAGCCCAGGCUGCCUGCUGCACCGCAGGGGCCCACCAGGAAGUGACAGUCCUGGGGCCACCCUGUCCCCUGCACCCACAAAGAGGGGCAGAAACUUUGUGGGGGAAGAGAGGAGCUCCCGACACCCGAAUUGAAAGCAAAGGCCACCGCUGGGACACGUCCAAAGGCCGGCUCGUUGCUGAAGGAGGGAAGUCAGCUGUCCUCCAAAUGAACGGUGCCCGAGUGUCACCCACUCACCCAGCUGCCAAGCACUUUCAUUCCUCCAGAGAACCCAGCCUCAGAGCAAAGAUGGCCGCCGCUGAGAACACGGGCUAACACACAUGCGGACAUACACCUGCAAGCACACACGUGUGGACUUUCUGGGUUUGGGGCAAUGCCAGAGUCGCUCAGACGAGGGUCCAGCUUAUCAGCGGGGGUUUAGCACGACUAACGCUCUUUGAGGGUACAGCUCCCCGAAACAGAGGCCCUAAGCCACGUCAGCUGGGGGGGUCCCUGCUGCCGCCUGCUCUGGCUGCGGAUUCUGUAAGCAAAGGAGACGCCGAAGCGCUGUUUACCCAGGAGCCAUGAGACGGGGCCGGGAGUGCAGCGAUGGUGACCAUGGCUGCCAAGCCCUCAGUCAAAUGUAAACCCCCCUCCCCACUGACAGUGUGUGCUGGGAGACAGGCCAGCUCUCUGCCUGAGUGCACGGACUGAGUCCCACCCACAGGGGUUCAAAUCCCCCACGUCGGCCUCAUCGUAGCUGUGUGACCUGGGACGUGUCCCCAAGCCCCGUCUGCGAUCCCUAGCCUGUAAGACAGUCACUGGUGGUUCUCCUGGGGUUGAAGACCACAGCGCACAUCUGCAGCAUAUGCUCACCGGUGCCCGGCCGCCUGCUGGCUGUCAUGUCUGCCUUGUGAGAAGGCAGGUCGGAGAGGCCUGGCCUCACCGUCCUCCCGUCCAACGGUACGUGUUGUCUUCCAUAUGAAGUGCUUAAAAACAGCCCAGAGCCCCGGUUUAAUUGAACUACAA
Tupaia belangeri chinensis (Chinese tree shrew) is the source of this 2500-nucleotide messenger RNA. RefSeq names its product transmembrane protein 144 (gene TMEM144). The record is from RefSeq and is a predicted model, not a curated record. Gene Ontology annotation, molecular function: carbohydrate transmembrane transporter activity. Gene Ontology annotation, biological process: carbohydrate transmembrane transport. The transcript is spliced from 13 exons. Bases 265 to 1302 code for a protein of 345 amino acids. Gene Ontology annotation, cellular component: membrane. Lineage: Eukaryota; Metazoa; Chordata; Mammalia; Scandentia; Tupaiidae.